Molecule: messenger RNA, 4433 nt
Organism: Xiphophorus maculatus (southern platyfish)
Lineage: Eukaryota; Metazoa; Chordata; Actinopteri; Cyprinodontiformes; Poeciliidae
Gene: camkk1b
Product: calcium/calmodulin-dependent protein kinase kinase 1-like
Exons: 17
Coding region: 155-1621 (488 amino acids)
Biological process (GO): protein phosphorylation; positive regulation of protein kinase activity; intracellular signal transduction
Cellular component (GO): cytoplasm
Molecular function (GO): calcium/calmodulin-dependent protein kinase activity; ATP binding; calmodulin binding
Source: RefSeq, a predicted model, not a curated record
UCCUGCAGAGCGAGAGGAGCUUCAGCCCCAGUCAACAUGCAGAUUCACAGAUACAGCCCUGGAAACAGGACGGCUCCAGUCUCGCAGUGAUGCAUCGUCUGCCCGUCCCACUGAACCAUUCAACUGUAAACAAGGCAACAUCGUCAGGGAAACCAUGAGCUCGGACAGCGUCUUCAAACCGGAGAUGGAGUCGGACCCUCAGGGCGAGCUUGCCGACAUGGUGGCGUCUAUGAACACCACCGCCAACCGCCUGACCCCUCCUAACGGCUGCAGGUCAGGAGCGCCCAGGUCUACCGUGGGCCAAAAGGCCCGCCUCACAGACAGGAAGAUGUCUCUGCAGGAGAGGGGGAGCCGCGUGGCCCGGCAGCCCACCAUCGAGACCAAACGGGUUUCCAUCACUGAUGCCGACGACUGUCUCCAGCUCAACCAGUAUAAACUGAAGAAAGAGAUUGGGAAGGGCUCUUAUGGAGUGGUGAAACUAGCCUAUAAUGAAGAUUCUGAACAGUACUACGCAAUGAAGGUAGUGUCAAAGAAGAAGCUGAUGAGGCUGUGUGGAUUUUUGCGUCGCCCGCCUCCUCAGGGGUCAAACUCUCAGCAGGAUCUGUUCCCCAAAUUCAUGCAGCCUCUGGAGAGAGUGUACAGAGAGAUCGCCAUCCUCAAGAAGCUGGACCAUCCGAACGUAGUUAAACUGGUAGAGGUGCUUGAUGACCCUGAUGAAGAUGGACUUCACAUGGCCUUCGAACUAAUGAAAGAGGGGCCGGUGAUAGAAGUGCCCACAGACAACCCGUUGACCGAGGACCAGGCUCGCUUCUACUUCAGAGACGUCGUCCUGGGAAUAGAGUACUUGCACUACCAUAAGAUCAUCCACCGAGACAUCAAACCCUCCAACCUCCUGCUGGGGGACGAUGGUCACGUCAAGAUCGCAGACUUUGGCGUCAGUAACGAGUUUGAGGGCCACGACGCCCUCCUGUCCAGCACGGCGGGGACGCCGGCCUUCAUGGCUCCUGAGAUGAUGAGCGAGCUCCAGCAGAGCUUCAGCGGGAAGGCGUUGGACGUGUGGGCGAUGGGGGUCACGCUGUACUGCUUUGUCUUCGGGGAGUGCCCAUUUUAUGAUGAGUACAUCUAUUCUUUGCACAACAAGAUCAAGAAUAAACCUGUGGAGUUUCCAGAAACCCCUUCAAUAAGCAGUGAGUUGAGGGAUCUCAUUGAAAGAAUGCUGGAUAAAAACCCUGCAACCAGAAUCACCAUCCCUGAAAUAAAGCUCCAUCCGUGGGUGACGGAGAACGGCUCCAGUCCUCUCCCUCUGGAGGAGGAGCACUGCAAGGCGGUGGAGGUCACCGACGAGGAGGUGCAGAACAGCGUGAAGCUCAUCCCCAGCCUGUCCGCUGUGAUUCUGGUGAAGUCCAUGCUGAGGAAGCGCUCUUUCAGUAAUCCCUUUGAGUGUCAGGGCAGACGGGCAGAGAGGUCCAUGUCUGCCCCCGGAGGUCUUCUUACGGGACUUUUGGGCUUACUGGGGUCUUCGUCUCAUCCGUCUUCGAGGAAAAUCAGCAGAGAAGGGAGCAGAGAAGGAGAGCUGGAGGACUUGUACGAGGACGAAUCCUUCAUCGAGAGCAACGAUUAAAGUGACGCGUUUAGAUUAAAGCAGCAGGGAGGCGGAAAAGAUGAGUUUUUGCACCUUUCUUUUGUCCUUUUUCAUUUCCUCGCAUUUCCUCUUGUUCCGUUCUCGCUGUGCUCACCUGCCGACUGUUCUUUUCCACCUCUGUGCAGAGGACCUUGAGAUUAUAUUAGUUUUGAACUAAAACACUAGUUGUGAUGUCAUUCUGUCCACUGUGCUUGUUUGCUGCUGUUUUUCUGUCCCACCUGGCUUGCAUGUCACUUUUAUGGAUAGAGUCACAAUGUAAAUAUCAUCCAAAAAAGCAUUUUUAUGUUUUCCUACAGCAUCUUAAAAAAAUAAAAUAAAAGUCAUUAUAUUCAAGCAGGGUUUGAAUAUUUGGUUGUGUGUAAAGGCAGCAGCCAAAACUGUAAUGUUUAAUAUCGAACACCAGAAGGCAGCAUUUUGUAACUUUUGUUAUUUAUGACAUAUUUUUCAUUUUGUAUCUUUUCUUAAAGGAUUCUAAUAUUUAAAGUCACUGAUUUUCUAAAGCAUAAAUAUAUAUAAAACAGCAAGCAUCAGCUCUCCUGAAGUUCCUUAGAGCAGGAAAUUCCAGGGUUUCCUGAUAGAAAAAUGCAAAAUUAUAAUGAGAUUAUUUCCCCAAGUAACUUCAUAAUUAUCUUCAAAUUUAAAAUCAAGAAUCUGUUAGGAGGAAAACAAAGAAAACGGUGAAAUUAUUUAGCAUAAAAGUCCACUUCUGGAAGCGAAGGCUUUGUUGAAACACAUUUUGAUUAAACUCCAGCAGUAAACCCUCCUGGGUGCAAACCCAACUUCAAUUAUGGUUAAUCUUGUUAAACAAAGUUCAGCUAUCCUUGUAGGAUUCUCUUGACAUUUCUACAUUUAAAACCUUCAGCUGCAGCCAGACUAUGCAGAAAGAUUUUGAAAAAGUAUAUUUCAAAAAUGAUCUCAUUCUGCAAAGGUAGCUGUCAGGAGAAGGACAGUUUCUUCACAAAUUACAAAAAGCAAAAACUUGUGAGGAAUCUGUUAAGAAGGAGCGCUGAAAGUGGUGCCGGGAUGUUUGCUGAGUACCGGGCCCAACUUCUGACAUUAGUCUUCUAUAUUUUCCAUAUUUUUGGACAAACAAAUACAUUUGAAUAUGCAAAACAAAGCUUUUUACUCCAAAUAAAACAUAUAGUUUUGUCUAGAAUGACAUGGUCUGACGGAACCAAGUUGGAAAUUUUGGGCCAAGAUUAAAUUUGACUGAAAUAUACCAGCGCAUCACCAACAGGAACACGAUUAUACCCAGAGUGAAACGAGGUGUUGGCAGCAUCAGGCUCUGAGUUUAGAAAACUCAGGAUGGAGGAGAGAGGGAUUUAGCCUUUUUGUUCAAACCUAAUUCCAAAUCCGCUUCACUAGAUAACCAGUAAAGGUUUGGAAAGGCCAAGCGAGAGUCCAGAACUAAAAGUCAGAAAACCUCUUCAGGUUCACCUGAACAGCAAUCUGAGAGAUUUGGAGAGUUUUUGUAAGAUAGAGUGAAAUUAAAUGUUUCCUAUGAAUAUUAUACCAAAAGUCGGUUCAACAAAUAAUUUCUUUAAAGGUGUGCACGUUUAUUUAAACAAGUUAUUGCAGCAUUUUCUUCACGUCGCAUUAAAAGCCUUAAAGUCAUUUAUUAUUUUUAUUUCUUUUUAGGUUAGAAACGGAGUCAGGUGUUGCAUGAAUGCCGCUCUGGGCGUCCAAACGUUUCAUACACAGCUUUUCACUAUAAAGCCACAGCAGUAGAGUCCAGUCUUAACAUAAAAAGGUAUUUUUUAUUUCAUCUGGUACUUUUGUGUCGCCCAUUUCUAAUGCCACCCUGGGCAUCCGCCCUAGUUUCACAUAUAAAAAAGAAUCUUGACUUUUUAAUGCUUUUGAAAGGUAUAUGUAUGAAAUACAAUAAACAAUAAACUCCUUUUUGUGAGCGUGUAGUUGAAAAUACAAAUUUUCAGUAAGUAAAAACUUGCAAAUUAGCUUAUUGCAAGCAUAAACUGUGAUUUAUUAGUAGACAGAAAUAACUCUCUGUUCAGAGUUCUGCUGUCUGACCCAUUUAUAUGAAUCUAUUGUCAUCAUCAAAGUAUCUUUGAUCUAAUGCACUUAUUCAUACUCCUUUGAUUAUCCUGCAAAAAUAGACGCUUCAGCUCUGAGAACUGAGAGGAAGCAUGAUGCAGCAUUAUGUGAAAUCCUUUAGCAAUCCAGUGCAAGCAUUAUCCCAGCACAGUCUGUCCUGAUCAGCACUAAAAUCACAUUGAUCAUUGUGAGCUGAACUUCUGGAAAGUGCACUGGUAUUUAUUUUUUUUUUCUAAGGUUGUGCAGUUUGUAAAAGAUUGUCUCUGAUGAGAAUAUAGUAUGUGGAAGUUAUAAAGAUAUUUCUGGUAUCACAGAAAUGAUUUAGUAAUCAGUUCAUUUAUACCCUUUUCAAAUCCGGUGUGUUUUUCUAACAUAUUUUGACAAAUGGGUGUUUAAUAUGACUUUUAUAUUGAACUCAAGUAAAGUAACCAAACAUUCAAAACUGAACAAAAACAAUGCAGAACAACAAAAAAAAAACAAAAAAAAUAAUUUGUGAUGAGAAAUCAAUGGCGACGCGCCUGCAUUAUUCCCACAUAAGUGAAUAAAAUUGCACAGCAUCAUAUUACUUUAGGAUCUUCACUAUCCUGUCUCGGCAUUUUGAAGGAAGUUUAAUACUUACACAUGUGACUCAAACACAAUUAUGUUUCUGUUGUUUAUGUGUGAUUAAAACACUCUCUUCAUUCAUCCAUUAUCUGAAUUAUCUCAAUUUUCUUUUUCCAGAAAUAAAAAAAAUGAGACA